AUGGCUCGCACUAUACAAGAGACCCUCGCCUCGGGGUCCCCUAGCGAUGCAGCAAGCCCCCAGAAGCCAGUAGAGUAUGUGGAAACCGUCGAGGCAUACAACAGAUGGGCGGAGGUCUAUGACACAGACGGCAACUUCCUACAGGCCCUCGACACCAUUGAAAUGCAACAACUACUACCGCAACUCUUGAAGAAAGUAACCGCCAGCACACAGGCCGGCCCGGCAAAACUAGUCGACUUGGGCUGUGGCACAGGUCGGAAUACUCGCCAGCUACUGAAAUUCGCGCCCGAAGAUGCUCAUAUCGUCGGGCUGGAUGCUUCGCCGGGAAUGCUGGACGUUGCUCGGACUACGGUCGACAAGGAGAAAAAAUCGGAUCCUUCUCUUGCUAAUAGGCUCGGCGCGGCUGGUGUGAUUUCCACCCUGGUUUUGGAGCAUAUCCCUGUGGAUCAAUUCUUUGAGGGCGCCGCGGCGGUGAUGAGACCUGGGGGGUAUUUUCUUUUGACCAAUAUGCAUUCGGAGAUGGGGUCGAUUAGCCAGGCGGGGUUUGUGGAUACAGCGACUGGGACGAAGAUUCGACCGACUAGUUAUUCUCACACGAUUGAGGAGGUGUUAGAUGCCGCUCAGAAGGCGGGAUUCGAGGUUGAAGAGUUGGGCGGGGAGCGUGUCCGCGAGAGAAAGGUGAAUGAGAUGAUGGCAAAAGACUUGGGUACAAGAGCGAAUAAAUGGAUUGGUGUCACGGUGUGGUUUGGAAUUUGCUUUAGAAAGCGGUCGUGA
Aspergillus nomiae NRRL 13137 is the source of this 774-nucleotide messenger RNA. RefSeq names its product class I SAM-dependent DNA methyltransferase. Lineage: Eukaryota; Fungi; Ascomycota; Eurotiomycetes; Eurotiales; Aspergillaceae. The transcript has 3 exons. The record is from RefSeq and is a predicted model, not a curated record. Bases 1 to 774 code for a protein of 257 amino acids. Gene Ontology annotation, molecular function: S-adenosylmethionine-dependent methyltransferase activity.